AUGUCUUCCUCUCAACCCAUCAAGAUUCUCAUAGCCAAUCGAUCCGAGAUAGCAUGCCGCCUCAUCAGGACAUACUCGCUCUACUCAAGCAUCCACACAGUAGCUCUGUUCACCCCCUCUGAGAAGGAUGCGACACACGUGCGUCUUGCAACCGCAUCAGUGGCGCUCCCGGGAGAAGGUCCACGUGCAUAUCUGGACGCGGUAAAUAUUGUCAACAUUGCGAAGAAAGAAGGAUGCUGGGGUAUCGCACCGGGCUAUGGUUUCUUGUCCGAAGACUCUGAGUUUGUGAGACUCUGCGAGGAUGAAGACAUCAUGUUCAUCGGACCAUCGAGCGAGCAGUUGGCACAACUUGGAAACAAGAUGAGCGCGAAGUCAUUGGCGAAAGAUGCAGGUAUACCGGUUCUAGAUGGCACGAAGACCGUACUCGAUCGAGGUUCUUCUAUCACGGAUGUACUAGCGUUUGGAAAGAGCCUGGGCCCAGCCAGCAAAAUCAUUCUGAAGGCUGCAGCUGGCGGCGGAGGGCGCGGCAUCCGCAUCAUUGAUGACAAUACGGACGAGCAAGCCAUUCGCCUGGCUUACGAAGCUUGUCAGCGAGAGGCACAUGCAUCCUUCGGCAAUGGAAGGUUAUUCGCGGAGCAAUAUCUGCACGGUGCUAAACAUAUUGAAGUCCAGCUUCUUGGAGACGGCACUGGAGAAGUUUGCCAUUUCUGGGAAAGAGAAUGCUCGCUUCAGCGCAGAAACCAGAAAGUCAUGGAGAUUGCGCCUUCGCAUUCCAUUACGCCACGGCUUAGGCGAGCUAUCAUCGAAGCAGCGGUGAAACUUGGAAAAGCAGUGAAGCUGCGAAGUCUUGCCACAAUCGAGUUCCUUGUCGAUGCAGUAACCGAAGACUAUUAUUUCAUGGAGGCGAAUCCCAGGAUACAAGUCGAGCAUACCAUCACCGAACAGAUCAAUGGCAUUGAUUUAGUGGAUUUACAGCUUCAGGUUGCCUUGGGACGAACGCUGGCAGACCUGUACAUAACGCGAGAACCCCCACCACCUCGACUUACAUCCAUACAGCUACGCAUCAACGCCGAAAGUUUCAGGCAAGAUGGCACCGCGCAACCUGAAGCGGGGACUAUUCGACAAGGACAUUUCCCUACGGGAGCAGGCGUGCGAGUCGAGACAGCUCUUGAAGGAGGCCGACAAUAUGCUGUGAGCCCUUUGUUCGACAGCCUUUUGGCGAAACUCAUUGUCACCUCAUCUUCGUAUGAGUCCGCACUGCGGCUGGCUCGUUGGGCCAUCGACGAGACAAGGAUCGUAGGAUGCAGGACGAAUCAGGCGUUCCUAAUGGCCUUGCUGGAUAUCCAAACCGUGCAAGAGGGCAAGAGCAACAUUUUGACCAUCCAGGAGAACUUCGAGGCGCUGUACAGCGCCACGCAGGAGUUCGAAGACGCGUUGCGGGCUAAAGGUGACCGCAACUCCGAAGAAGCUACCUCGCUAAUGGAGGAUACCGCUAAAGUUGAGCGACCUGCAGGCUCUGAAGAGCUGCUCGCACUUGUCACGGGGGUUGUCCUUUCCAUCAAAGUGAGCGGAGGCGACAAGAUCACUGCUGGCCAAGAAUUGGUCGUUCUUGAGGCGAUGAAGAUGGAACAUUCUGUCCGGAGCGCCUGCAAUGGUGUUGUGGCGAAAGUGGCCGUCACGCAAGGACAACAAGUAAAUGCCGGCGAUGCUCUUCUCUUCAUCCGCUCGGAUGGCGACAGUUCGUCUACCAAUACACACGACCUAGCCGAGACUGAGAACCCAGAGAGGCUGCGGCCGGAGCUGACGGAGCUGAACGAACGUAAGGCCUUUCUACGGUACGCUGGCCGCGAAGAGGACGUGGCCAAGCGCCAUGCAAACGGAUACCUCACGGGCCGGGAAAAUCUCGACUUACUUGUAGACAAAGAUUCAUUCAUUGAGUAUGGAGACCUCGUGGUUGCGGCACAGAGGAAAAGAUACCCCAUGUCCCAUCUCAUCGCUCGAACAAGCGGAGAUGGUAUCAUCGUGGGCUGGGCGAAGAUAGACUCUCACCCAGUCGCAGUUGUCAUUGGCGACUACCUCGUACUUGCCGGCACGCAAGGACACUUCCAUCAUCAGAAGUUAGACCGCAUCUUCCAAUCAAUCAUUGAUCAUCCUGCGCCACUGGUGUUGUACGCCGAAGGAGGCGGUGGAAGACCAGGCGACACCGAUCACUUGGGCAUGGCUGGCCUAAAGACACCAUCAUUCGCACUGAUGGGCGAGAUCAAAGCAAGAGGGAUACCUUCUGUUGCAGUAGUGAAUGGUUACUGCUUUGCGGGCAACGCUGCAUUCUUGGGAACGUGCGACAUUGUCGUAGCUACAAGAGGCGGAUCAAAAGAUGCGCCGCUGAGGAAGUCCACCACGAUCGGCAUGGGCGGUCAAGCAAUGAUCGAGGGCGGUGGCCUUGGCCGAUUCGAGCACGAACAUAUCGGCCCCGUCAAUGUUCAUAUGCGCUCAGGUGGCAUUGAUGUACUUGUGGACACCGAGGUCGAAGCUGCGCCGCUUGUCCGCAAGAUCGUUGCUCUGUUCACACAUCCUCAGCUUCCACCAGCGGAGAGUCCUUACACAUCGGAUCCUCUUCGCCUACGCACCGCAGUGCCGCCACUGUCAUCUCGUCGCCGAGCCUACGAUGUCCGUCGUGUGAUCAACCUUCUUCUGGACGACGAUAGCUUCAUCGAAUUCUCUCCCGAGUGGGGUCUCUCUGUGCUCACAGGCUUUGGCCGCAUCAACGGCCACGCAGUCGCAAUCAUGGCUUCUAACUCCUCAUCUCCCCUAGGCGGCGCUAUCGACGUCGCAUCCGGAGCAAAAGUCAACCGCCUUCUCCGUCUCCUCAUCCGCCUCGGCGGCAUGCAUCUCCUCAGCCUCUGCGAUACCCCUGGAUUCAUGGUCGGCCCCGAUUUCGAGCGCUCGAUCGAAGCUCAGGGUGCCGGAAGCACAUACCGCUGCUUCGGUGACUGGUUUGGCAACUCCCAAGAAUUUGCCCUUCUCGGCGGUCGCGUCCUAGGAGUCGUACUGCGAAACGGUUUUGGACUGGGCGCACAAGCGAUGCUCGGUGGUGGAAGUUUGAAGAACAGUAUGUGCGUGGCGUGGCCGAGUGCCGUCUUUGGUGGCAUGGGGAUCGAAGGCGCUGUAAGGCUUGCGUACAGGAAGGAGUUAGAAGCUAUCAACGAUCUUGAAAAGAGGAAGAAAAGGGAGCAGGAGAUGAUCGAGGUCAUGUACAGCGAAGGGAAUGCCCUCAAUAUGGCUAUGGCAGCUGAGAUCGACGGUGUGAUUGAUCCGGCUACGACGAGGAAAUGGCUGGAACAGAUGAUUGACGUGUUACCGGAGAGAGUGCCGAGGUAUGUUAAGGCAAGAAGACGUGCGAAGAUAUGA
Messenger RNA from Cladophialophora bantiana CBS 173.52, 3408 nucleotides. RefSeq lists its product as uncharacterized. NCBI's taxonomy places the organism in Eukaryota, Fungi, Ascomycota, Eurotiomycetes, Chaetothyriales, Herpotrichiellaceae. Gene Ontology annotation, molecular function: metal ion binding; ATP binding; ligase activity. The transcript has a single exon. The coding region runs from base 1 to 3408 and encodes 1135 amino acids. The record is from RefSeq and is a predicted model, not a curated record.